Cinara cedri is the source of this 1865-nucleotide messenger RNA. Lineage: Eukaryota; Metazoa; Arthropoda; Insecta; Hemiptera; Aphididae. The record is from the annotation of a GenBank genome assembly.
AUGUCGGAAAUUGAUAAUGUUUUAACGGAAAAUUGGGAGGAUGAAUUUUUAAGUGGAAGAAUGGAAUUACCUCGAGUAUGGGUAACGUUAGAAAAUGGUUUUGAAAUACAAGAAUUACAAUCCCACAGAGUUGAUGAAGUAAUUGAAAUGAUCAAGGUAAUUAACAAUCAUUUUCCAUUGUCCUACUCGUUUUUUUAAUGAAUUUUAAUUUUAAUAUAAAGAGACAGACUCGUGACCUGCUUUUUUUUUUUUGCUCGAAUCGGGUUUACAACGUUAACUCUCCUGCUUCAGUGCAAUUAUUUUAAUAAUACUACCGUUCUUGAAAUCAGAUGUGAACUAUUCAUAGUUUUACUAGAGUACCCACUGUUAUUGAACAAUACUGAUGUUAAUUAAAAUUGUUAAUGCAUUUUUAUUGUUCAGUGUGGUAAUUGAGUGGUUUUUUUAUAAAAAUUUUCAUUUAGACGGACAGUACAGUUACAUAAAAAAAAAAUAAAGUUUUCUUUAUACCGAACAGUGCACAUAUAAAUAACUACCACUAUAACCAACAUAGUUUAUAAUCUUAUAACAAGACUUGUAUAAAUAUAUCAUUUUUUAGAAACAUUAUAUUUUUGAAGAGCCGAUAUUUGUUGGUAGUCAAAUAUACAAAGAUAACGAAUCUGUAGAGCAGUAUUUGUAUUUGGCUCGGCAUUGGAUCAUGGACACUCUGUCAACAAUUGCUGUGGAUAAAAAAACGAACAGUAUAGUUGGGUUUUUAAUAUGCCGAUUUAAUGAACUAUUUAACAGAGAUCCCGAAAUGAGCAGGGAAAGGGUACUUUAUUGACCUACUGAAAUGUGUACGUUAUUAUUUUAUAAGAGUUUUCAUUUAUUAAAAAUUGUUUCUUCACAGAUAUAUUCAGGUAAAACAUGGAAAGAACUACAAAAAUUUAAACAUUAUUUGACAAAACGAAGUAAUCCGUAUAAACACUAUAAAGUGGAUAACAUUUUAGAAAUAUAUUCGUGGUUUGUGCUUCCCCGUUACAGAAAAAAAGGUUUGUCAGUUAAUACAAAAUAUGAAUAGCGGAAUUAUUCAUAAUUGACAAUUUGACAGGUUAAUUUAUAUUUAAUACGACUCACAUGUAGCACAGAAUAUUUAAUGAAAACGUCUACGUAGGUGUUUAAAUUAUUACUUAUCAUAAAAAAGUCGAUAUUUUUAUAUGCAUCAAUGAUAAGCAUCUCUAUCCAAUUAGUAUCACAGUAAUCAGUAACUAAUAAAGAAAAAAAUAAAUCAAUAAAAAAAAAAAAAAAUAAUUAUUAUAGAAAUACACUACACUGUAAAAAAUUAUUUUAUUAUUUGUUUAACAAAAAUAUCUAUAAAAUAUCUCGUAAUAAUGAUUUUCUACAAUCAUUUCUGAUGAUCUCGGAAUACCUAUAACACUUUUUAGUAAAUCACACAGAAGAAGCCUAGUUUGCAUUAAGAACAAUGAAUACUAAAAUUCAUCGUACUUAACAUGUGUUGAACUGUCAGUAUAAUAAGAAAUUCAAGCGGUUCGAACAUUAUAUUUUGCACAUUUUUCAAAUGCGAUUGACUUCUGCGUGUAGGAAUUGGUACGGAACUGUUGCGGAACGUCAUGCACAGACAACUUCCCGAGUACAAAUGGUUCGAGUUGGACGUGAUAGUCGGUAUGUUUACCAGCGAUCAGAGCCAACGAAUCGCCAAAUCGCUGGAAAUGAAAACGUUGUACGAUUUCGUUUAUGCCGGGUGGACGAUCACCAACAAAAGCACCGGUAAAGACGAACGUUUCUUUAAAACUAUGAAACCGGACAGCAACUCGGCCACAGUGAUGUCGUUUCGGGCAAACGCCGCCGUCGAAUCUCAGUGGCCAUAG